CCUACUCGUCUACUGACAAAGGCCAAAGGGAUAAUGAUUAAAGAAUCAAGAAUGUAAACAUGAUAUAUUUUUAUUUUUCGAAAGUUUAAUACUGCAAUUAUUUUUGUUUAAUAUUACUUAAUACUUAUAAAUGUUGUGUAGUUGAUUUUCAUAAAAAGUGUUUGGAAUGUAUUGGAAACGUGUUAAAGUGUACUACGCAAACCAUUUGCGUAUCAGUCGCCUCAAGUACUGUACGAUAUCCAAGUCAUCAAGACUUACCAACGAACCCGAACUGAUUGUCGAGCAAAACCAUGUACCUAAAGUAGUUGAUGAAUGUAUGGGUAAAGCACCUCGUUUAAUACCCAUAGAAAAAUCUGAAUUUCGUAAAAAUGCGUUAAAUAUUCAAAUGCUUUCAUCUAAUUUGUAUGAUCAACUUUUCAAUGAGCCUCAUCAAACAAAUGAUAAUGUUCAAAGAUCAGCUUUGCGUGAACUCUCCAAAUUUGGACUGCCAUCGGUAUUGCACCCAAUUCCAGAUGUUGAACUCCAGCUGCCUCCAUUAGAAGGGAACAUAGUUGAACAUUUUUAUGAAAUUGGUAGAAUACAAAGUGAACCAUAUGCAUUAUUAAUGGACGAAUUUUUGAAAAAUUCCAUUCCAGAAAUGCCAAAACAUUGGGAAUUUAGAGAAGGAUGGACUAGGUAUGGUAAAAAUAUCGAACCUUGUGAUCAUCCAAAAGAAAAAGUUAUGAUAUUUGACGUUGAAGUAUGUUGUACAGAAGGAGAUCUGCCCACUAUGGCCACUGCUGUCACAUCAGAAGCUUGGUACAGUUGGGUGAGUAAAGAUUUAAUCAACUGUAACACUAGAAUGGGCAGAAAUUUAGGUUAUUCCAUCAACGAUCUUAUUCCAUUAGAGUCUCCAGCAAAUUCUAAAGAUAAACCUACUGAUUGGACUAUUACUCCUAAAUUAUGUGUUGGACACCAUGUAGCUUUUGAUCGUGCUAGAAUAAUGGAACAGUAUUGGUUAAGUCGUACAGGUCUUCGUUUUAUAGAUACUAUGUCAUUACAUGUCGCAGUAAGUGGUAUUACUAGUUAUCAAAAAGCAUUACUAAAAUCAAAAAAUAUCAUAGAAGAUGAAUCCUGGCAACAGUACAGUUCCUUAAACAGUUUAAAUGAAGUUUAUAAGUUAUAUUGUAAAUUGGAUUUAUCUAAAAGCAACCGUGAAACAUUCGUUAAAGGUUCAUUAACAGAUAUUAACAAUGAUUUUCAGAAUUUAAUGACUUAUUGUGCAAAUGAUGUGAUAGCUACUUCACGAGUCUUAACACAAUUAUGGCCAUUAUUUUGUGAGAGAUUUCCUCAUCCAGUGACAUUAGCUGGUAUUUUGGAAUUGGGUACCUCUUACUUGCCAGUUAACUCAAAUUGGAAAAAAUAUUUAGAUACUUCUAAUGAAAUCUAUGAAGAUUUGAAUAUAGAAUCCAAGUUCUUAUUAUCACAACAAGCAAAUCAAGCAUGUCAAUUGAUGUACAAUGAAAACUAUAAAAAAGAUUUGUGGCUCUGGGAUCAAGAUUGGACUCCUAAACAAUUUAAAUUAAAGAAAGAAAAAAAGAAGAAACUAGAAAUCACUGUUGAAAAUAAACCUAUAGUACCUGAAGAUAUUUAUGAAGAAAGAUAUUUAGAGUUAGAAAAUAAAUUUAAAAAUCUUAUGGAAACAAAUGAAAGAAUGCCUGUUAAAACUCCUCAUUUAGCCGGAUAUCCAGAAUGGUAUAGAAAGUUAUGUGCCCCUCCUAAAGAUCCAAAUUGGGUUCCUGGUCCUAACCUCAUAAGUUCAGGAAUGCAUUUAGUUCCUAAGUUACUCUCUCUAAUGUGGAAAUCUAUUCCUUUACACUAUGUUCGAAGUCAUGGCUGGGGUCAACUUGUACCCUAUGAUACUGAUAUUAAAAUUCCAGAUGCUGAACUUGUACCCAUUAAAGAGUUAGAGGAACAUUGUGUUCAAAGUAAUUUAACUUGUGGCUGUGAUAUAAAAAUGACCUGUUCAGAAAUUCAUGAAGAAGUUCAAAAAAACCUAGUUAAAUAUGAAUGUACUUUCAAAAAAAAAAUUGGAAAAGACAAGUUUCGCUCUCUGUGCAAGACCAGUUUUGAAUCAAAGUGUGGUCUUUUGAAACUACCACAUAAAGAUGGUAAUCAUUUGAAUGUAGGAAAUCCACUUGCAAGAGAUUUCUUAAAUAAAUUUUCACAAAGUGGUCUGUCUGGAAAAGAUAGUAAAGCAGAACGAAUUAUUGAAAUAUCACGAAUGUUGUCGUAUUGGAGAAAUAACAGAGAACGGGUUGAAGGACAAUUUGUUGUUUGGACAGAUAAGUCUGAAGGACGUGGUGCAAUCUUACCUCAAGUUGUAGUUUGUGGUACUCUAACUCGUAGAGCUGUUGAAAGAACAUGGAUGACAGCAUCCAAUGCUAUUGAUGAAAGAGUGGGUUCUGAACUACGCAGCAUGAUUCAAGCACCUCCUGGUUACCAUUUGGUGGGGGCUGAUGUGGAUUCACAAGAAUUAUGGAUUGCUUCUAUUAUUGGCGAUUCUCAUUUUGGUAAAGAACACGGUGCUACUGCUUUUGGAUGGAUGACACUUAGUGGUAAAAAGAGUGAUGGUACAGAUAUGCAUAGUGCUACCGCAAAAGCAAUUGGAAUCACAAGGGAUAAUGCCAAAGUAUUAAAUUAUGCUAGAAUUUACGGUGCGGGUAAACCAUUUGCUGAGCGUUUAUUGAAACAGUUUAAUCCGGAUUUGACCAUAGCGCAGGCAAAACAAAAAGCGAUAGCUAUGUUCAAUGUGACCAAAGGGAAUAGGGUUUACAAAUUACGUGAUUCUGUUUUACCGGAACUUAAAAAAAGAGAAUAUACACGACGUGGUGCAGAAGACGUUUGUACUAUUUAUAAUUUAAGCGGUGAAGAAAUAUUUGAAAAACCUGCUUGGAGUGGAGGCUCGGAAUCGGCUAUGUUCAAUAGCCUAGAACAUAUUGCAUAUUCAAAACAUCCAAAAACACCAUUUUUAGAAUCAAGACUGAGUCGUGCUUUAGAAGUACAAGAAAGUGAUGUAGGAAAAUAUGUGCCAACUAGAAUUAACUGGGUUGUUCAAAGUGGUGCUGUAGAUUUUCUACACUUAAUGCUAGUCUGUAUGCGAUGGUUGGUGCAUCCUAAUGUAAGAUUUUGUUUGAGUUUUCAUGAUGAAAUACGAUAUCUGGUCCCUAGUGAACAUCGUUACCAAACUGCACUCGCAUUACAUGUUACCAAUUUACUGGUCAGAGCAUUUUGUGUUCAAAAAUUGGGCAUGACAGAUUUACCUCAGUCUGUAGCAUUUUUCAGUUCAGUCGAAGUGGAUACUGCACUUAGAAAAGACGCGACUCACGAUUGUGUUACGCCUUCAAAUCCGUAUGGAUUAUCAAAAGCUUAUGGGAUUCAUCUUGGAGAGUCGUUAAACAUCAUUAAAGCAGUAGAACUUUCUGGCGGUAACAUUGGAGUGUUUAAAAAGAAAAAGAAAAAAAACUGACCAACUAAUAUCAGCUAUUAAUAACUUAGAUUAUCGUAGAACUAAAUAAUUACUUGUGUAUUAUAAUUUUUUAUAAAGAGUAUCAUUUAUUAAGUGUUAUUUUU
Messenger RNA from Adelges cooleyi (spruce gall adelgid), 3612 nucleotides. RefSeq names its product DNA polymerase subunit gamma-1, mitochondrial (gene tam). Gene Ontology annotation, cellular component: mitochondrion; gamma DNA polymerase complex. Gene Ontology annotation, molecular function: 3'-5' exonuclease activity; DNA binding; DNA-directed DNA polymerase activity. Bases 167 to 3508 code for a protein of 1113 amino acids. Gene Ontology annotation, biological process: mitochondrial DNA replication. The transcript has 2 exons. The record is from RefSeq and is a predicted model, not a curated record. NCBI's taxonomy places the organism in Eukaryota, Metazoa, Arthropoda, Insecta, Hemiptera, Adelgidae.